AAAAAAAAUUAUUUUUAUAAUUUUUUAUAAUUUAUGUAGGUCUCCCUGAAUAUAAAAAAAAAAUUUAUAAUUUUUUUUAUUCAUUUUGUACAGCUGACUGCACGUUAACUGCAUCUGACGACUGUAUGUAACAAAGCCUAUUAAUUAAUUAAGGAAGCAUCCAGUGAACUGUCUCCUACACAACAUGAUCUGAAGAAAAAGAAAACAUGGGAGGGAACUUUAUCCUUUUUUGUCAAGUUAAUUUAUAAUAAUAUGUAGCAUUUUUAUUUCCAACAUGGAAUCGAGCAUUUACCUUAGAAGUCACCGACGGGAAACAUAACAGGCCAUCACAUUGACUUGCUGAUCUCCCGUUGCCUGCAUCUGUCUCAAACCAUCACAUGCACCUGCUUUUAGGACGUGACGAAACGCGUUCUUCAGAAAAAUAAGCUCUUAUCAUGAUCUUAAAGUGUACGUACGUAUAUACUAGGACUUCAUUAUAAUUAAUCACCGACAAGCGCGUUCCUAAUCUAUAAAUGGAGGCACUUUCUUCAAGAAUUCGAAUGUAUACUGAUCGAUCUGUUUGAAGAACAAAAUGGGUUCUGUCAAAAUUCCUUCUGUUUCUCUUUUGUAUGUUUUCUUCCUUGUUUGUGUAGGUUUUGAUGGCAUCAACAGUGAAGGUAACGGUUGGCUUAAUGGCCAUGCAACUUUCUAUGGAUCCAAUCAAAACCCCACAACUCUUGGUGGAGCUUGUGGCUAUGAUAACACAGUCCACGCUGGGUUUGGAGUGAACACGGCUGCCAUUAGCAGUACACUUUUCAGAGGUGGUGAAGCAUGCGGCGCUUGCUACCAACUGAGCUGCAACUACAGGCUCGACCCAAAGUGGUGCCUUCCCCACCGCGUUAUGACCAUUACCGCCACCAAUUUCUGCCCUCCCAACAAUAAUGGAGGAUGGUGUGAUCCCCCUUACCAACACUUUGACAUGUCUAUGCCUGCUUUCUUACGCAUUGCACGACAAGGCAAUGAAGGCAUUGUCCCUGUCCUAUAUAGAAGGGUGUCGUGCAAACGGAGUGGAGGAGUGCGUUUCACCUUGAAGGGACAAUCAAAUUUCAAUAUGGUGAUGAUAUCUAACGUUGGUGGUAGUGGUGAUGCGAAGGCUGCAUGGAUAAGAGGCUCCAGGACAAGAACAUGGAUUCCCAUGCAUCGGAAUUGGGGUGCAAACUGGCAAAGUGGGUUUGACGUUCGAGGCCAAAGAUUGUCUUUUAAGCUCACUUUGGUUGAUGGGAAAACAUUAGAAUUCUUAAAUGUCGUUCCUUCGACUUGGAGGUUUGGGCAGACAUUUUCUUCCCCAAAUCAGUUCUCUUAAUUCCACAACGAUCAAGACGUGCAGUGACGUUCAUGUCCGAGAAUAGAGUUUUUUGAUUCUUGACGGACCUUUUUUCUGCCCUUCUAGCGAAACUUUCAGACAGUAUGACAUUUGUGGACAAUAUAUCAAGUUGUUUGUAAUAUUUUAUUUACUGUAAUAAAUAAUUGAAAAAUAAGAUUUAUAUUUGAUGAAGA
Messenger RNA from Carya illinoinensis, 1536 nucleotides. Its product is annotated as expansin-A12. The record is from RefSeq and is a predicted model, not a curated record. Gene Ontology annotation, biological process: plant-type cell wall organization. Gene Ontology annotation, cellular component: extracellular region. Lineage: Eukaryota; Viridiplantae; Streptophyta; Magnoliopsida; Fagales; Juglandaceae. The coding region runs from base 572 to 1342 and encodes 256 amino acids. The transcript is spliced from 3 exons.